AUGGCAGACGAGGCGAAGACCGCUCCGUCGAGUUCCUUCUCGAUCGCGGAGGCGCGCAAGUGGGUGGUGGAGAAUAAGCUACGCACAGUAGGCGGGCUGUGGGCCAGCGGCAUCGCCGGGUCGGUGCUGUACAACAUGCGGAAACCGGGGGAGAGAAUGAGCGUCAAGAUCAUCCACGCGAGGUUGCACGCACAGGCUUUCACGUUGGCUGCGCUGAUCGCUGCUGCUGGCGUGGAGUACUGGGAGCAAUCGUCCAACCCUUCCACGAAAGAGGCGCGGCACCCGUUGUAA
Molecule: messenger RNA, 291 nt
Organism: Closterium sp. Naga37s-1
Lineage: Eukaryota; Viridiplantae; Streptophyta; Zygnematophyceae; Desmidiales; Closteriaceae
Source: the annotation of a GenBank genome assembly